Nestor notabilis (Kea) is the source of this 3093-nucleotide messenger RNA. It is a transcript of the gene CUL4B, whose product is annotated as cullin 4B. The transcript is spliced from 20 exons. Gene Ontology annotation, cellular component: Cul4B-RING E3 ubiquitin ligase complex. Lineage: Eukaryota; Metazoa; Chordata; Aves; Psittaciformes; Psittacidae. Gene Ontology annotation, molecular function: ubiquitin protein ligase binding. Bases 121 to 2784 code for a protein of 887 amino acids. Gene Ontology annotation, biological process: protein ubiquitination; DNA damage response; ubiquitin-dependent protein catabolic process. The record is from RefSeq and is a predicted model, not a curated record.
GAGAGAGGAGUUGAAAGACCCCCCUCGAGAGACACCGAACAGAGACUGACUCAGACUCUCUCUCUCUCUGUUACAUCACAAGGAUUUGAUGCCCCUCAGCCUGUUCACUUCUGUGUGUUCAUGUUUCCCACAGGUUUCUCUUCCCCCAACCCCCCAGCUGCAGCCCAGGAGGUCAGACCUGCCACUGAUGGUAAUACCAGCAGCAGCUCCUCCUGCAAGAAGAGAAAGUUAAAUAACAGCAGCAACAGCAAUUCUGAAAGAGAAGAAUUCGAUUCCAUUUCUUCCUGCGCCUCUUCUCCUUCCAAGAACACCUCCUCAUCGUCUUCCUCCGUCAUCUCCACCUCCUCGUGCUCCUCCUCAGGGGUUGCCUCCUCUAACCAUCACCUCCAGAAGAAGCUGCGCUUUGAGGACUCCGUGGAUUUUAUUGGACUCGAUGUGAAGAUGGCUGAAGAGUCCUCUUCAUCCUCCUCUCCUGCUGCCUCUUCUCAACAGCAGCACCAACAACAGCUCAAAAAUAAAAGCCUUUUAAUUUCGUCAGUGGCUGUGGGGCACCAUGCAAAUGGCCUGACCAAAGCUGCCUCCUCUACUGUUUCCAGUUUCGCCAACAGUAAACCUGGCUCCGCUAAGAAAUUAGUGAUCAAGAACUUUAAAGAUAAACCCAAAUUGCCUGAAAACUACACAGAUGAAACCUGGCAAAAACUGAAAGAAGCUGUAGAAGCUAUCCAGAACAGUACUUCAAUUAAGUACAAUUUAGAGGAGCUCUAUCAGGCUGUUGAAAAUCUCUGCUCCUACAAGAUCUCUGCAAACUUGUACAAACAAUUGAGACAGAUCUGUGAAGACCACAUUAAAGCACAAAUUCACCAAUUCAGAGAGGAUUCAUUGGACAGUGUCCUUUUUCUAAAGAAAAUAGACAAAUGUUGGCAAGAUCACUGCAGACAAAUGAUUAUGAUUAGAAGUAUCUUUUUGUUCUUGGACCGAACUUACGUACUUCAGAAUUCAAUGCUGCCAUCUAUUUGGGAUAUGGGUCUAGAGUUGUUCAGAACUCAUAUAAUCAGUGAUCAGAAAGUUCAGAACAAAACUAUUGAUGGCAUUCUUCUGCUGAUUGAGCGGGAAAGAAAUGGUGAGGCUAUUGAUAGGAGUUUACUGCGGAGCCUUCUAAGCAUGCUUUCUGACUUACAGAUUUAUCAAGACUCUUUCGAACAUAGAUUCUUGGAAGAGACUAACCGUCUGUAUGCAGCAGAGGGACAGAGGCUUAUGCAGGAACGAGAGGUUCCCGAAUAUCUUCACCAUGUCAACAAGCGCUUGGAAGAAGAAGCAGACAGGAUAAUCACUUAUUUAGAUCAGAGCACACAGAAGCCACUAAUUGCUACUGUAGAAAAGCAACUUCUAGGUGAACAUUUAACAGCCAUUCUUCAGAAAGGUUUAAACCACCUUCUUGAUGAAAACCGAAUUCAAGACUUGUCUCUUCUGUAUCAGUUGUUCAGCCGUGUGAGAGGCGGAGUACAGGUUCUCUUGCAACACUGGAUUGAGUACAUAAAGGCAUUUGGUAGCACCAUAGUAAUUAAUCCAGAAAAAGAUAAAACCAUGGUCCAAGAACUGCUUGAUUUUAAAGACAAAGUUGACCAUAUUAUUGAUGUUUGCUUUCUCAAGAAUGAGAAGUUUGUAAAUGCCAUGAAAGAAGCCUUUGAAACAUUCAUUAACAAAAGACCAAAUAAGCCAGCUGAACUCAUAGCUAAAUAUGUAGAUUCAAAGCUUCGUGCAGGCAACAAAGAAGCUACUGAUGAAGAACUUGAAAAAAUGCUGGAUAAAAUUAUGAUCAUAUUUAGAUUCAUAUAUGGAAAAGAUGUCUUUGAGGCCUUUUAUAAAAAAGAUCUAGCAAAGAGACUAUUAGUUGGGAAGAGUGCAUCAGUAGAUGCUGAAAAAUCUAUGCUUUCCAAACUCAAACAUGAAUGUGGAGCUGCUUUCACCAGCAAACUUGAAGGAAUGUUUAAAGAUAUGGAGCUUUCAAAAGACAUAAUGAUUCAGUUUAAACAGUAUAUGCAAAAUCAGAAUGUCCCUGGCAACAUUGAACUGACAGUGAAUAUUCUGACUAUGGGUUACUGGCCAACCUACGUGCCUAUGGAGGUCCAUUUGCCCCCUGAGAUGGUAAAACUGCAGGAGAUUUUCAAGACCUUUUAUUUAGGAAAGCACAGUGGUAGGAAACUUCAGUGGCAGUCAACAUUAGGACACUGUGUACUAAAAGCAGAAUUUAAAGAGGGCAAAAAAGAACUUCAGGUCUCCUUAUUCCAGACACUGGUGCUGCUCAUGUUUAAUGAAGGAGAGGAGUUCAGUUUAGAGGAGAUAAAGCAAGCUACUGGGAUAGAGGACGGAGAGCUGAGAAGGACACUUCAAUCUCUGGCUUGUGGCAAAGCCAGAGUACUGACUAAAAGCCCCAAAGGCAAAGAUGUGGAAGACGGUGAUAAAUUCACAUGUAAUGAUGAUUUCAGACAUAAGCUCUUCAGGAUAAAGAUCAACCAAAUUCAGAUGAAAGAAACGGUAGAGGAACAGGCAAGCACUACAGAGAGAGUAUUCCAAGACAGGCAAUACCAGAUCGACGCUGCAAUUGUACGAAUCAUGAAGAUGCGCAAGACGCUGAGUCAUAACCUGCUGGUGUCGGAGGUCUACAACCAGCUUAAAUUCCCAGUAAAGCCUGCUGAUCUUAAGAAGAGAAUAGAAUCCUUAAUUGACAGGGACUACAUGGAAAGAGAUAAAGAAAACCCCAAUCAGUACAACUAUAUUGCAUAAACAUAUGUUGGCCUUUGUUUUACUGCACACCUGGUGUCAUACACAGUUGCCAGUGGAUAAACUAGCCUGUUGAUCCUGUUAAUUGACUUUUUAUACUACCGAUGAUUGAAUGAAAGCAGUGUAAUGGAAAAGUAUAGUAGAGUGGACUUCUUUCAGUGGUUAACAUGCCCAUUUAAAGAGUACUAUUUACAUUUUAAGAAGAAUGCUGUUGAACUCUUUGCAUGUUAUUUAGUAAGAUGUGCAGAAAGCUGAAAGAAAGUACCUGGUCUUUGUGAUUCCAUUUGUCUCUGGGUCUGAAGAGGAGUCCCU